Athalia rosae (coleseed sawfly) is the source of this 6085-nucleotide messenger RNA. It is a transcript of the gene Sec24AB, whose product is annotated as protein transport protein Sec24A. Lineage: Eukaryota; Metazoa; Arthropoda; Insecta; Hymenoptera; Athaliidae. Gene Ontology annotation, cellular component: endoplasmic reticulum exit site; COPII vesicle coat. Bases 558 to 4670 code for a protein of 1370 amino acids. The transcript is spliced from 17 exons. Gene Ontology annotation, biological process: intracellular protein transport; endoplasmic reticulum to Golgi vesicle-mediated transport; COPII-coated vesicle cargo loading. The record is from RefSeq and is a predicted model, not a curated record. Gene Ontology annotation, molecular function: SNARE binding; zinc ion binding.
CCCAGAUACAUUUAGUUCAACUCCCAGCAAAAAGUUUUGGGCAUCGAGCUAUUAUCUGUUUAAACAGCUUUAUUAUUUUCAAAAGCCAGCCAUAGCAUCUUUGUCUGAAUCCUUGGAUCAUUUGACAUAACUACAUCUGUUGCUGCUUAGUUUGGCACAUUGAAUUGUAAUAAUUAAUUAGCCCUUCAUAGAUCUCAAUAUAUAUAUGAUCAGCCUUAUUUUAUAUUCAACAGUACAGGCUUCUUAUAUUAUCUUUUUUUGGAUCAGUUUUUAAAAACAUUCGCAGAACAUGAUCCAUUUAAUUCCACUUUGGAAAUAAGCCUUCUAUCCAGCUGGACCAUGAAUCAGCCAAAGAUAUCAAUUGUACUCUCCUUUGAAGACAACAGAUAGUCACUGAAAUCUAAAGUGUGUUUAUUACUAGGGAUAGUUAUUUUAUGUAGCUGAGUGGAUCCAACAAUUAUCUGUUCAUUGAUUAGUAAGCAUACAAGUCAGCAAAUUGUCUGGGAUUUCAUGAUUGUUUUCCAAUUUGCAAAUCAGUAAUACUCAUCCACUGCAGAAUGUCUCAACCUAGUGGCUAUCAAUACCAGCCAUAUCAAAGUAAUCCUGGAUCUUUGAAAGCUGCACCUCCCUCUAUGGUUAACGGGGAGCCUAACACAACACCACAUCCUGAAAAUGGCAUUCAGUCUCCACCAUUCAGUGCCCAUGGUACACCAUCUGCUCAAUCUUCACGAGAUCCGUCGAGAGAACCAUCCAGAGAUCCUUCACCCACUCAUAAUCUCCACAACCAAUAUAGAUCGCUUGCGCCAAGGACUUCACCUAUGCCUCCAAUCAAUGGGCAGCAGAAUUCCAGUAAAAACCCAGCUGUUUUACCUCAGAGAAUGGGUCAGAUGCAAACUUACAGUCCUUCAGGCACACCUCCCCCCAUACAGAGCAUUCAAUCAAACAUAGGAAGCUCAGUUUCUAAUUCUUCAAUGUCUAGGCCACCUUAUACUUCUCCUCAACCUCUACAGCCGCCUAAUUUUCAAUCGACAUAUUCAUCAAGUUCAGUUUUAACUUCAAGCCAAAUUCAAAGUGUGGUAGAACCCUUAAACCAAAGUUUUCAAUUGCCACAUGAUCAACAAAAAGCUCCUGUUGACGACUCUGCUAGUCGUACCGGUUCAGCAACAUUGAUCAAUACAAAUCCUUCUACGACUAUGAAACAAGUUACAGCUCCUCUGAAAAACGCAACUCCCUUUGGACCCAGCUCAGGCCACAUACAACCGGCUAUUGGCCAAACGAAUCAAACGAAUCAAAAUCUGCAACCAAAUUUACAAAAUCACAGUAACAGGCCUUCAAUCAGUAAUCAAUAUGCAUUGUCGGAUGUUGCGAAAAUUUCUCCAAUUACGCAUACAGCUGCUCCUAGCUUGAGUCAACCAUCUUCAGGCAUAGUUUCACAACCAAACAGUAGUCAGCCUCUUCAAAUUCCACAUUCUUCUGCACCAGACCAACAUAGAAGUUCAACACAAAACAUCUUUGCACCAGCUUCUUCUAACUCUGCCCUAUCUUCAAAUACAACUAAUUUUACUGCGCAGCCUAUAUACAGCAGUACCCAAAAUUUAUUUGGCAGUACGCAAAACGUACAAACUAGUUCUCAGAACGUAUUGGGUACUGUUCAAACUGCCAUUCCAAGUACAUAUGCGACACAACAUCCGACCCAGAAUUCGAAUCCAAGGAGUUUGCCGAGUCUUCCUGGAUCUCAGACACAAUUUGUCUCACCAACUGCCAUUCCAAGUGCGCAGACGACACAAUAUCCUACCCAGAAUCCGAAUCAGAGGAGCUUGCCAAGUGUUCCUGGAUCUCAGACACAGUUUGUCACACCUGCACCUCCAUCAACGCAAUACUCUACUCAAAACCCUAUCCAAACAAAUGUGCCAUCUUUUUCUGGCCUUCAAACACAGUCUGUUCCACCUGUGCCACUUCCAACGCAAUACACAAAUCAAUAUUCCAAUCCACGAGCUGUGUCAGGAAGUCAACCGAAUUUGUCGGGACCACCUACAACAGUUAAUCAGAGCCAAAAUUUGUACAGCAGUCACCAAAACUUAGCUAGUCAAAGAAAAUAUCCUCAGAAUCCAUAUGGUAUUCAACCACAAAUUGGCACGAGCAAUAUUUCUGGACCCAAUUUGGUUCCUCAAAAAUCUGGAAUACCGCCAACUGGCUCUGUUGGCCUUGGACAAUAUCAAAGUGGCUCUGUACAACAAGGCAUGCCACCUUUGCCGAUACAACAACCUCCAAAUCAGUAUGCAACACAACAGCAACAUCCUGGUCAAAUGUCCAAUGUCCCAUUAGACAAUAUGGCCAAACGUUAUCCAAGUGCUUACCCUGAUCAGAUGAACCAGUUGAAUAGUCAAAUGAGCAGUAUGAAUGUUGCUCACUCUGGCUUCAAUCAACUUUGGGGUAUGGAAUCUAUAGAUCUACUACAAAAUCGCAAUGUUUUACCUGCUGAAAAAGUAGAGCCGCCCAAAGUUAGAUUACAACAAGAAUUUCUGGACAGUGUAAACUGCAGUCCAGAUAUUUUCCGAUGUACAUUAACAAAGAUUCCUGAAACCAAUUCUUUACUAAAAAAGUCCAGAUUACCUUUGGGAGUUUUGAUCCAUCCCUUCAAAGACUUGAACCAUUUACCAGUAAUACAAUGCAGUACAAUUGUACGUUGCCGGGCUUGUAGGACCUACAUAAAUCCAUUUGUAUAUUUUGUUGAUUCGAAAAGAUGGAAAUGCAACUUAUGCUAUAGGGUAAACGAACUACCAGAAGAAUUCCAGUUUGAUCCAGUUACAAAAUCUUAUGGUGACCCAUCGCGUAGACCAGAAGUGAAAACUAGCACCAUUGAAUUUAUUGCACCUAGCGAAUACAUGCUUCGUCCACCACAACCGGCAGUUUAUUUGUUUGUUUUCGACGUAUCAAGGCUUGCUGUAGAAAGUGGCUAUCUGAGUGUAGUUUGCAAUACAAUAUUGAACGAGUUAUCGAGGUUACCUGGAGAUAGUAGAACACAAGUUGGAUUUUUGGCAGUUGAUUCUGCCUUACAUUUCUUCAGUAUGCCCGAUAAUGUAUCACAGCCACAUGAAAUGAUAAUGCUGGAUGUAGAUGACGUAUUUUUGCCUUGCCCUGACAACUUAAUUGUAAAUUUGAAAGAACGAGAAGAGUUGGUCAAGGAUUUGCUGGUACAACUGCCGGUUAAAUUCCAGGGAACGCAUGAUACCAACUGUGCUCUAGGAGCUGGGUUGCAGACCGCAUUUAAAUUAAUGUCUCCAACCGGGGGUAGAGUAACAGUUUUCCAAACUUGUCUACCUAAUUUGGGACCUGGUUUAUUACAAUCCAGAGAAGAUCCGAAUAAUAGAUCAGGCAAAGAAGUUCCACAUUUAAAUCCGGCUACUGAUUUCUACAAACGAAUUGCGUUGGACUGUAGUGGACAACAGAUUGCUGUUGAUUUGUUCCUACUGAAUAGCCAAUACAGUGACAUGGCUACAUUAUCUGGAAUGUGUAAAUUCUCGGGGGGAUGCAUAUACCAUAUACCUUUGUUUCGAGUGAAUAAACCUCAGCAUUCGGACAUACUAGAGCGGAUGUUGCGCCGUUAUUUGACGCGGAAAAUUGGAUUUGAGGCGGUAAUGAGAAUACGUUGUACACGUGGUCUCAGUAUCGAUACUUUCCAUGGAAACUUCUUCGUUCGCUCCACCGAUUUACUCAGUUUACCGAAUGUUAACCCAGAUGCAGGAUUCGGAAUGCAAGUAGCGAUUGAAGAGAAUCUAUCUGACGUUCAAAGCGUCUGCUUCCAGGCAGCGUUGCUGUAUACAUCAAGCAAAGGAGAAAGACGAAUCAGAGUGCACACAUUAUGUUUGCCAGUAGUAGCUAAUCUCAGCGACGUUUUGCAUUCGGCGGAUCAGCAAUGUAUUGCAGGACUUCUAGCAAAAAUGGCUGUGGACCGUUCGCAACAGUCUUCAUUAUCAGAUGCAAGGGAUGCAUUGAUCAAUGUUGCUAUUGAUGCAUUGUCAGCCUACAAAUUAUCGCAGUCUGUAGGGUCUGGCAGUUUAUUAGCACCUGGCAAUCUAAAGUUGUUACCGUUGUAUAUUAUUGCACUACUGAAAUGUAUGGCAUUCCGUUCAGGGACAAGUACGCGAUUAGAUGAUAGGGUAUUUGCAAUGUGUCAGAUGAAGGCACUACCUUUAUCUCACCUUAUCCAAAACGUGUACCCUGAUUUGUAUGCUAUUCAUGCCCUCGAUGAUGAGAAUGCAAAGGACAUUGACGGAAAGAUUUGUCCACAGCCAUCACGGUUACAUUUGUCAGCUGAAAAAUUGGACUCUCGAGGUGCAUUCACACUGGAUGCUGGUGAUAAAAUCUUUAUUUAUGUUGGAAAAAAUAUUCAUCCAUCAUUCUGUAGCAAUGUCCUUGGGGUUCAAGCUUUCUCCUGUAUUCCAGAAGAAAUGUAUGAAUUACCAGAACUAGACACCCCUGAAAGUGAGAGAGUGCGCAAUUUUAUAUUCUCUCUUCAAGAAGAAAAACCGUUUUACGCUUCACUACAAAUCAUUAGAGAGGACAGCCACUUCAGGCAGAUGUUUACGGAAAGAUUAAUCGAGGAUCGCAUUGAGUCGGCAUUGAGUUACUAUGAAUUCCUACAACACUUGAAAACCCGAGUAAAGUAGCCAAGUUUAAACAGCUGUGUUCAACUAUGGCCUGUGGGGGGACAUUGAAUAAGGUGAAUGUAUUAGGUAACUAAAUAUUGAACAGUGAAUUCAAAAGGAAGAUCGACUGUGUGGCGUUGACUCUGAAGAAUUCUCACGGGAUCUAAUCGGUAAAUGAUUAUAUCACAGGAUGUCUAAGUGACUGUGAAUCAAGUGUUACAAAUAUAAACUGUAUAGUACACUAAAUCCGAACAUUUUUAUCUCAAUGGUUAUCCAAACAGAUUGGAACGUUGUAAAAGAUAUGCCUGAAUAAUCAUCAAAUAACUUUAAUGCGAGGUGGGUUGAUAUGCCAUAUGCAAGUAAAAAAGUAGUCUUGUUUUAUUUUGCUAAAUUGAGGCAUUUGAAUGAUAGAUUAUCGUAAUUAUUAUGAGUAUGAUUAUGUGUUAUGAACAAUAAUUGCUAAUGUUAUGUGUAAUUAUGUUGUUGUAUCUUGUAUCUAGUACAUUCAAUUUUGUUUGUUUUUUUGUCAGACAUUUUGUAUAGUGAGACGUUAUCGUGACCAGCGGAAUACUACUGAUCACAUGUAAAGUAUAUAAGGUAUAUUCCAAUGAUACGUGACGCUAUAAAAUCGGUCUCAUGCCAUUUUCUGAGAGUAGAGCUCUCGGAGAAUUUUCUACAAUAUUGGCUGAAAACAUUUAGUCAUAAUUACCGAAUUUCAUAUUGUUAUCAGACACUAGUUGAAGAAAAAAAAAACUAAAAAAAAAAAGAAAUAGGAAUAACAGUAAAUUCACAAAAAAUAUCUGUUCGUAAACGAAGUCCACUGUGCUGUUCAGAAUAUUUUUAGCAGCUUCAAUAUGUAGUUUUGAUUUGUACAUUUCACAUGUUUCGAAAUUUUUAUUUUAACUAGUUGAUAUUUAUUUAUAAAAUUCAAAUUUCUGCAGGAGUACGUACAUGAAAAAUUUUGCUAUACAUACGCAUAUGCUAUACAUAUAUAUAUAUACAUAUAUAUACAUGAAUAUAUAUACUAGUGAAGAAGUAGAGUGACAACAGUAAAAGUGGAAAUAAUACUUUAUAAUUCUUCUUUCAAAAUAUCGCCGGAACACGAUUGUAAAAUAAUGAUCACGUUGAAACUCAAUAAACAAUUUUUUUUUAAAUCAAAUGAGAAUGGGAAAAAAUUGACAAAAAGGUAGAAUCGCAUAAAAUUAUGCAGUAAAAGCAUCACUUUGAUAAAGUAGAGUGAAAAGAAAAAAAAAUUAAUAAAUGUAUAAAGUAAAAUGGAUCAAAGUAAACUUAUACUGUGUUGAAUUCAUUAUACUAGAUAAUUUCGUGAGUUCGCCGCCGCUUGUUAUAUUUAACUAUUAACUAACUAUUGUUGAAUAUUAGUUGUCAUUAUGAAUCACUUAUGUACAUUACAUAUAAUAUAUGGGGCAAAAAUA